Molecule: messenger RNA, 2580 nt
Organism: Ahaetulla prasina
Lineage: Eukaryota; Metazoa; Chordata; Lepidosauria; Squamata; Colubridae
Gene: STX17
Product: syntaxin 17
Exons: 9
Coding region: 286-1185 (299 amino acids)
Biological process (GO): intracellular protein transport; exocytosis; vesicle fusion
Cellular component (GO): endomembrane system; plasma membrane; SNARE complex
Molecular function (GO): SNAP receptor activity; SNARE binding
Source: RefSeq, a predicted model, not a curated record
CGAGACCAGCGUGUGGGGGUGGCGGGGUGGGGGGCGUAGCGGGGCCGCAGCCGGGGGAGACGGGCUGGCGAGGGAAGGAGGCGGCGGCGGAGAAGGAGGAGCGGUUUCACUCGGAAUACUCGGAAUACCAGACUCUGCAGGGCAGAAAGCCAACAGCUAACAACCUGGAGUGAAUUCAGGGAAAGUCACCAGGAGCACAAAGGGCCUGGAAACGGGUCCUUUGAAGACAAGUGAAAAGUCCUGGGUAACCGGAGCGCUACCCCCCGCCGGGUGAAACCGCCAAAGAUGUCGAAAGAGGAAGAAAAAGUUAAUUUGCGUCGCCUCGAGCCCGCUAUCCAGAAGUUUAUUAAAGUUGCCAUUCCCACAGAUCUGGAGCGGUUAAGGAAACAUCAGAUCAAUAUUGAGAAGUACCAGAGGUGCAGGCUGUGGGACAAACUGCACGAAGAACAUAUCAAUGCCGGCCGUACCGUUCAGCAGCUGCGAGCAAAUAUCCGAGAGAUGGAGAACCUUUGCGCCCGAGUCCGGAAGGAAGAUAUUCUGACUCUGCAGAGAAUGAUUGACCCCGUGAAGGAAGAGGCUUCGUUGGCCAUCCAAGAAUUUUUGCAGCUGCAUUCGGAGUCGGCCGAAGUGCUGAAAAGACAGUUCAGAGAGCAGGAGGCUGCUUUGACCCGCUCCACCACCCUCGGAACUGAAACUUUCUCUAAUGCCGAAGGUGGAGAAAAUUCCCUCAGCCAGAUUUUUGCUCCGUUACCUGAAAUCCCCCAGGACCAAAAUGCUGCAGAAUCCUGGGAAGUGUUAGAAGAAGAUCUGAUUGAACUCAGCACUCUGGUGACCGAGUUCUCUCUGCUUGUUAAUACUCAGCAGGAGAAGGUCGACCGGAUCGAAGAGAACGUCUGCACUGCCGUUACGAACGUGGAAGAGGGGACCCGAAGUUUAUCCAAGGCUGCAACGUACAAGCUGGCCGCUCUUCCGGUGGCUGGUGCCCUCCUGGGGGGAAUCGUGGGGGGGCCGAUCGGGCUCCUGGCUGGCUUUAAGGUGGCCGGACUGGCGGCCGCUUUGGGCGGCGGCGUGCUGGGCUUCACGGGCGGAAAACUCAUCCAGAGGAAGAAGCGGAAGAUGCUCAAGGAUUUGUCCUCUUCCAGCUGCCCGGAUCUGCCCAGGCAGAAUGAACAAGGGGGCAGCUGAGGGCGGGACCCUCAAGCAGUCCCGGCUGGCAUCACGGUUGCCCGCCUGGACAGGUGUCUUCUUCUCCUGCUGGAAACGUUUCCUGUUGAGAAUGUGAAAGGGACAAAAGUCACCCUGGAAAACUUUCUGACUCGCACCAGGGAGAAGGCAAGCGUGGCACGUUUUGGCACACCUCACCUGCAGCGUGGAAAGGUGCACACCUAAGGAAUGUCUCCACCUGUUUUUCCUUCCUCCUUCAGGGACUGUUACAGUCUUCACCAAAUGCCUUUUUUCCCAGGUUAAAAACGGGAAGGAAGCCCAGGUAGCCUUUCUAGUCUCUGGAUGCUUCUGUUCUUCUCGAGCGCACAAAUCCUGUUUUUUUUUUUUACACCUGUCGGUUUUAAGUGCUUCUGGCUUCUUGGUGGCUGAAUCGGUUUGCGGAGGCAGAUUUGGGCUCCUGGCGGGAAGAGACCUGCUGAGGUCAGGUGAAGAGGUGCGGAGAGAUCUCGCCUUGCGGGGGGGGGGGGGGUUGGUUUGCAAAUUUUAAUUUUUCCGGACUGGAAAGUUGGUUUCUACCUCUCGUUUUUAAAGUGCCACGGUCAAGAAUAGUCAGAAGAGGCUGUUAUGGGGAGAUGCUCUACUUGUUACUUAUCAGAUGUCUGGAACAGUUUUUCUCAACCGUGGUAACUUUCAGAUGAGUGGACUUCGACUCCCAGAAUUCCUGAGUCAUCAAGGAAUUCUGGGAGUUGAAGUCCACUCAUCUGAAAGUUGUCCAAUUGAUUGGACAAUGCUGGGAGUUGAAGUCCGCAUGUCUGAAAAGGGAGAAACAUUGCUCUAGAACAGAGGUGGGGAAUGAUGGGCUCUUUAUGAUGUGUGGACUUCGACUCCCAGCAUUCCUGAGUCAGCAAGGAAUUCUGGGAGUUGAAGUCCGCAGGUCAAAAAAGCCAUCAUUCCCCACCCUUGCUCUAGACUAUCAAGACGAGUUACUCAGACAAAAAUUAUUUGCUUUUAGUUAUUAAUUAUUAGUUCCAUGCUAGCUUGACAUCUAAAGGUGGAAACGAUCAGUUUGCAAGGGUCUGUGUGCGCGAAUUAAACAACUGGGGAUGUGUGUGUUGGUUGGUUCAAAAGAGCAACAUUGCCAAGACAACAACUAUUUUUUUCCUCUUUGCACAAAAAUACGACAGCAUCUCAUCAGCAUUCUGAGUAGCCCCCGGAGUCAACGCGGAUCUCUUAAAAAUAAUAAUAAUAAAAAUAAUGCAUUUGAAGUAUUUCAAAACGUCUCCGGGACAUGGUUGUGGGUUGCGUGUUGUGUGCCAUCUUCUUAAGUGGGGCAAAACACUUUUAUUGCAUCGUUUGUACGAACGCCGGGUGUCUACGCAUCAUCCGAUGAUAAAUAAAAGUCGUUUUUAAAAAGAA